GUUCUGCUCUCUUUGCAAUGCUAGACAUAAUUCUCCUUCUCCCUCUGCCAUGACAAAUAAUAGACCGACCCGUCACCGCUAAAAAUUCAUUCACGCCAGCUAUAGCGCCCCAACUGGGGAGAAAAGUAGCAAGGAUUGGGGACGAUGGAGCACGGCGCGUCCCGACUCGAUACUUCCUUCGCUUCUGGGGACGGGAACGCGGUGCUUUAUGCUCUACCAUCGACUUUUUCGCCUUGGGUUAGCGACGAACCUGAUGAGGACAGUGACCCGAAUUCCACCCGCUCCGAGGCUCGGGACACGCUGUCGUCACCCGAAACGGCCAGGCAUUUCUCGCCGGCCGCUGUCAACACAAAUGCGGCGAGAUCCCCGGCGACGCCCCAGGCGACGCCCCUAGAGCAUACCGCCACGGCGACGACACCAGGUCCGGUUGACUUAGACAUGAUGCUGAGGCCGGCCGAUCAUGGUAUGCAUCCGAAAACGGAGGUAGUCAUCACCGCUGGUGGUCCUAGUAUAGCUCCAGCACACGCACUCGCUGGCGCACCGCGACGGACUAAAUUCAGAGAGAUGAUUGCUCAUUCUCCCGCGCGGAUUUUCAGGAAGAACAAGUCGCCCUCGUCCCUCAACGCCGGGUAUGAGGCGGUGGGAGAACCCGAACCCCCCGCAGCCUUGACAGAGGGCGGACCGGACGAGUUCCCCAUGUCUUCGGUAUCUCAUAUACGUCAACCCCGUACGGAGAUCCAUCGUAGCCAGGAUGACGAGUUUGGUGGCGGCGGCGGCCUCGAGGAAUUAGCCGAAAAAUACGCUCGACCUCCCUUGGACUGCCGUGCAAGGCGAGACGUUUAUAUCAAACGACGAAGCUGGGCAUACGUCGUAUUGAUGACUUUGUCCAUAUACUCCACCGUCAUGAGCGGCGUCUGGUUCGUGGCCUCGAUCUAUCAGCCGCGGUACGGACGGGGAAUAUCGUCCAGCGAAGGCUGGAAGAUGGCACCCUCCACGGCGACAUUGCUUUGCACGCUGAUUGCCAAGUCGAUCGAAUUGUCCUUCGUGACGGUUUUUGUCGCGUUCCUGGGCCAGGUUCUGACCUGUAGGGCCUUUAGCAAGAGCUCCAAUGGUGUGACGCUUGCUGAGAUGACGAUGAGAAAUUGGGUCAUUCAACCGGGUUCUCUGCUCACGUAUUGGGAAGGAAUUCCUAACGCUGCCCCAACUCUUCUAGGUCUGCUGACGCUGAUCGCCACCCUCUGCAGCAUGUUCUACAUCACAGCCUCGGAUGCCAUGAUCUCCCCUAAGCUCAAGUUCGGAGAGUGGGAAUCCCGCCAACUAGAAGGGCUAGUCAAAGCCUCGUACGCCAACCCCUAUUAUGUCCAGACGGCUUGCUUGACACCUAUCGAUCGUACCAUGGACGUGAACAAUUCGGGGCCGUCCUGUCUCGAUGUCCAGUACUCGGGCCAAUCGUAUCGUAACUUGCUCGCAUUCUUGGGAGAGUGGCACGCAAUUCGCGAGAACGGCACCUCGACGAUCGACUACCUGAGCGGGAGACCCAAAGGGACACACACCCUAUCUGACGAUACGACGAUGCAAUCUACUUGGAUCGAGACGGAGUUUGCGGAUCCACGGUCCAGCUUCGCACGCUACAGCCGCAUCAUCAACAACGUCACGCUUGCCAUCCCGCAUCCGGGUAUCUCAGCGGCGGCAACCGACCCCCAUAACGACAUCCUACAACCCAACGACCUAGCCGGUGUCGGCGAGUACUCCAUCCGAGCCAGCGUCGUAUCGCCUGCCAUCAAUGUCAUGUGUGUCAACAUGGCUCCCCAUGAGCUAAGCCCCCUAGUGUACACCGAAUGGCCUAAUCCUCGGACGGAACCGACCAACGUUCCCGGGCGGCGCGUCGCCGUGGUUGACUGGGCCAAUGACGUACCGGUAGCGACGGACGGUGAGUGGCUGAACCGGACCGCGGUGGACGAUAUAUUUCGAUGGGGACCCCAGUAUCGUCGUCGGCCACCUGUCUUCCAGAUGUUCCCCCUGGACUUUAAUAUGAUCACCAAUACCACGGUGUUCUUCUCAGACUCGGUGUACACCCUGAUCAAAUCGAGCACAAUUGAGGAUUUCACACUGUGCGAGAUGCGGUCGUGGGUUACGCAAAAGUGCUCGACCGAGUUUGACGUCUCGGGCAUAUUGGGGAGUAGCAUGCGCGCGCACUGCGAAGAUCCGGAUGAUGCGAACUCGUACGUCCGAGGCUCCGGCAACGAAGAUGCCAACGACCCACCUUACCUCUCGGGAGACUGGAGGAACGUGGCCGACCAAUGGCGCCUGUCGAUGGACUUGAACGGCGGCAUACAGAGCAACAAUGCAAGCAACGCGCGAAUCAUGUCACACCUCAUUCUCCAGGAGCCCGCUCUCGACCCUCUCCUACCCUCUAUAGCGGAGGCCCUCGCCGUCCUCGGCUCUUCAACCCUCGUUUCGUCGUCCCUCAGCUCCACCUACCGCGCCCGCUGGGACUACCCGAACGUGGAUUUAGGGCCCGGGGUCUACGAGGCGUUCCACGUGUCGCUACGCACGCAGCAGUACACGUCAUCGCACAUCGCGACCUGGCAGGCGGUGGUCUUCUACCCGCUGCUGGGCGGCGUGUUCCUCAUCAACCUCGCCGGCCUGCUGUACCUCACGCUGUCGCGGCGCGGGCUCGUCGCCGACUACACGGAGCCGCAGAACCUGUUCGCCGUGGCCGUCAACUCGCCGCCGAGCCGCGCGCUCUCCGGCAGCUGCGGCCACGGGCCCGACUCCAGCGAGAUGGUGGUGCCCUGGCGCGUCGGCUACUCGUACGCCGCCAACCACUACUUCUUCCAGGAGAUGGGAAAAAACGAACGCGGCGCCGGGCGAGGCGGACAGUACAAGGAGGACGGAGACGGCGAGGCGCACCAGUACCACUUGGAACAGUCGCAGCGCUCUCCGUCCCAAACAGGGUAUAUCAGUGCCGACCGCCAGAGCGCGACGAGCGGCUCGGACCUGCUGUCGGCGCAUAGCCUGCACCGGAGCAAUUACCACAGACUCAGCGGUAGCCGGGCGUGGCUGUGAAGUCAGCCUCCCCCUUCCGGUUGGAUUACAGCUGGCGCCUUAAGGCGUGGCGCCUCUUGCGUAUUUUUGCGGAUGAUAGCAUGGUAUCGGGCGCAUAAGAGGAGCAUAUAGGUGUUGGCGUUAGGAACUUGCUCUUAGCUUUAGAAGGGCAGGGGGGGGGACAAACAAAGACGGGGCAAGGCUUAUAUACUAAAGGAAUGUGGAAUCACGGGAAAUAAAGGGAUAUAUAUAUUUCUCUGAUUAGGUCCUGAUAACAGACUUAUCCGAGAUCACUUAUCAUUAAAAGGACCGACACACAUGUUGUCCUCGCGAGACGCAAAUCGGGAAAAGGGGACGUUGGGGGAGUUCACG
Durotheca rogersii is the source of this 3420-nucleotide messenger RNA. RefSeq lists its product as uncharacterized. The record is from RefSeq and is a predicted model, not a curated record. The transcript has 5 exons. Bases 145 to 3069 code for a protein of 974 amino acids. NCBI's taxonomy places the organism in Eukaryota, Fungi, Ascomycota, Sordariomycetes, Xylariales, Xylariaceae.